AUGUUAAAGAUGGACUACUUUACACCAAUUCCAUACUUUGGCAGAGCCACCAACGAGACUCUGACUCCUUCAUCUGUAUCUUCACAAGUAUCAUUAUCAACCAUAAAAUCAUUAACAGAUUAUCACAUCAAUAAACCGACCUUAUCAGUAGAAACAGUAUCUGAUAGAGAACUGGAUGGAAGUAGUGACGAAGAUGAACAAGAAGAACAAGAAUAUCAAGAUACUUUUGAAAUCGAUAUAAACCCAUUCAAUAAUGAAGAAGAAGCUUAUUCACCCUUAACUCCUCCAUUUGAAGUAUGUACACCUCCUAUUCAAAAAGAUUAUAUAACGACUACCAGACCUUCAAUCCAACCCUUUAAAAAUCUUACUCCAUAUAAUUUCUUAAUUGUUGAUGAUAAUUUAAUUAAUUUAAAAAUAUUAAAUCGAAUUUUAUCCAAAAUAUAUCCAAGAUCAACAAUAACACAAAUACAAGAUUCUAGAUUAGUUAAAGAUAUUUUAACAGUCAAUAAAUUUGAUGUUGUUUUUUUAGAUAUUGAAAUGCCAGAAGUUACUGGUAUUGAUUUAGCUCAACAUAUUAGACUUGAUUCAACUAAGAAUAAUUGGGGAUUAAUUGCAGUUACUACAAUGAAUAGUCCUCUGGAUUUGAAGUUGUUUAAAUCAAUUGGUAUUGAUUAUACAUUUAGUAAACCAAUGACUUGGGGUUUAGAUGUAAUUGGAGAUAUCAUUGAUUCAGUAAUUGAAUUAAGAAAAUCGAAAGUAUAA
Molecule: messenger RNA, 762 nt
Organism: Hemisphaericaspora subhashii
Lineage: Eukaryota; Fungi; Ascomycota; Pichiomycetes; Serinales; Debaryomycetaceae
Gene: SRR1
Product: Srr1p
Exons: 1
Coding region: 1-762 (253 amino acids)
Biological process (GO): phosphorelay signal transduction system
Source: RefSeq, a predicted model, not a curated record